UAGGUGCACCCUCUACUGCGCAUGCGCCGACCCGCUGGUCGCCUCUAUUUGUUCCCAGACAUCAUCAUCAUCAUCAUCUUCUUCUUCUUCGUCCUCAUCUUCAUCAUCAUCACAGGUUGAACUGAACAUCCUCUGCCACAAAGACGCAUCUCUCUCUCUCUCUGGUAUUCGGAUGUAGUCUCUCGCUCUGAUCUGUCUUUUGUUGUCGGCGAGACACAGCGCGGAGCAGCAGAGGAAGAGGAAGAGGCGGGAGGAAGAGGAAGCAGCCAUAAUCAUAAUAAUCAUAAUAAUAUGAAGAAACGCUUUGUGGACGCGAGCAGGCUGCGGAAGAUGAAGAAGCUGAAGAUCACGGAGCGUCUGUCUGAGAGUGCUUACACCUUCCUGAAGUUUAUGGUGAUGUGGACUGUGGUGCUGCUGGCGGAUUUCAUCCUUGAAUUCAGACUGGAGUACCUGUGGCCAUGCUGGCUCUUCUUCGGCAGCGUGUACACAACGUUCCACUGCCACGGGCUGGUGAUCUGUGUGGUCUUCGUCUGCGCUGCCUUCACUCUGGACAUCUUUUGUUUGAUUUUUGUUCCUUUGCACUGGCUGUUCUUUGUGGCCAGCACCUACGUGUUGUUCAAUUACAUAUGGCACACAGAGAAGGGCAUCUGCAUAUCCACGGUGUCCCUGUGGAUUAUACUCGUGUACACAGAGGCUUCGCUCCGACUCAAGGACCUGAAAACCUCUCACGCCAACCUGUCUCAUCUUUUCGCUGCACACUGUAUUGGAUAUCCUGUGGUAUAUCUGGGGUUUGAUGCCACCUGCUACUUCACCAACAUCUUCAAGCUGCGCAUACAGAGAGCUGUUCAGAGCGAGAACGACUUCCACAUGCACCUCCUGCAGCACUCGCUCCCCCCGGGCCUGCAGGUCUUCCCCAAGACGAGCGCCGACGGCAGCAGCAACUCCAAAUGGAAGAUAAAGCCCGAGUCGAGUCAGUACCAGUGUCAGAACGGUGCUGUCGUGGCCCAGGAUGAGGCUCACACUGUGGACUGCCUCCAGAUCCGCAGCGAGGAGAGAGUGACGGAGAAGGGGGUGCAGGAGGUGAAGUCAGCUGAGUCGCACCGGCGGCAAUCGUCGACCAAACACGGGGCCGCCGGUGAGUCCAGAGAUCUGCUGCCCGGUGGUGCAGGGGGACCAGAAUCCUCUGCCACCUCGGAACAUCUACCUCAGGAGGAGCAGGGAAGCAAAGCCACCCGGGCGGCCAAAAGCUCCUCGCCCAAAACUCAAAGCAGCACGAACACGCCGUCUCCACCUGCAGCGAGGACCGAGAAGAAACAGAGGUCCAGCUCCAAAACGGUCAGCCCCAACCGGGACGUGGCGGACAAGACAGCGCCUCAGAACCACCACACUGAGCAGACGAACAAGCUGGAGCAGGAGCUGAGGAAGCUGAGGGGCGAGCUGCAGGCGAGCAGGCAGAGCGAGCAGGAGCUGAGGAGUCACAUGUGCAACCUCACCAACAGCGAGAGGAGCCUGAGACCGGAGGUGUCUCUGCUCCGACAGUCCAACAUCCUGCUGCAGGGCAAGAUUCUGUGUCUGACUAAAACCAAGCAGCGGGACAAACAGAGCGGUGUGAUGCUGGAGAAGAAGACCAGGGCGGAGACGGACGCCCGACUCUUUGCUGAGAAGCAGUUGGCUGAAGUUCAGGCUCAGAAGCUGGAGGAGGCCGCCAGCUCAGCCCGGAGCCUCACAAACAGGCAGGAGCACUGUGAAACCCAAAUGUUAAGGAAAAGGGUAAAAGAUCUAGAGACAGAGUACAGACAACUACAGCUGGAGAAUCAAGUGAAAGAGAAUCGGGUGGUAGAUCUAGAGAGGGAUGUUGAGGCGUUGGGAAAGUACCGCUGCGUGGAGAAAGAGACGGACAUGCUGCUGUCCACGCUGUCGGCCAUGCAGGAGAAGGCUCAGCAUCUGGAGUACAACCUGAGCGCAGAGACUCGCAUCAAACUGGACCUGUUCUCCGCACUGGGAGACGCCCGCCGACAGCUGGAGAUCGCUCAAGAUAAGGUGAUGAAGCAGGAUCGGGAGAUAAGCGAGAUGAAGCAGAAGAUCGCGGAGGUGAUGGCCGUCAGCCCCGGUGUCUCCUACAUGUCCCCCCGGCCUCAGGUGCCACAGUAUCUCACCAAGCUGCUCAACUCCGAGCGCUACAUGCUGAACCCACGAGCGCUGAUGUACCAGUGUCUGAAGAAAUGAUGGAACGCCAGAUCCCCGGACCUCCUCGCCAUCCUAAAAAACUGGCGGGGGAGGGAUUUGAAUGGAUUUUUUUUAUCAGAGAGCUAAAUGACAACACACAGUCCUCUACUUCCAGCCAUGAGUGGAACCAGAAGGAGCCUCCACAAGUCGAAUGCCUUUAGCUGCACUGACGGUGCUACUUCAUUCUGUGUAUUUCACGUCCUCCUCACAUCACGAGCUGAGAACGAAGAGAUCUGAUAUGCAGAGCUGCCGCAGGCACGAGCUUUAUGUGAAGACGCCGCCAUGACAGUGUCAACCAUCAAACUGGGAUGCAACAGAGAAAAGCACAAACAUCUCGACCAGUUCACACACUGAAGGUUUGUGGGGAAACUGGUGCUGGGUUUUUACACAACUGACAAAAGAGUAGAUGAAGCGGCCGUAAGUGUUUAGUCCAAAUGAAACUGGACCCGGUCGAUCUGCCGCUCUCCUCUAGGAUCUGAGAUGAUCUCACAUCCGUAAGUAUGAAUUCAUCCUUACUUACGAUUUCUGAUUAUUUAAGUUCAAAUUGUGCAAGUACGGUAAUUUCUUUAGUUACCGACUGCAGCUUUAAAAAGUAAAACCUGUUCCUGACAUUAAAAGAGAAACUAAACUAAAAAAUUCAAGUAUUAUUCUUACACACGGUUGUAAGAUUGAAUGAAAUACAAUCAUCUUUGUUUUAAUUGUUAUUACAGAUGUAUCUUGAUCUGCAGUGAUGCUGAUGAAAUCUAAAUAACAUUGUCAAAUUGAUUUUUUCUCUUUGACUCGAAUGAUUUUUGGUGUUUUUGAGGACAAUAUUAUUGAAUUGGCCUUUUUAUAUCCCUAGUGAACAAUGACCGUGAACCAGGAGACUUACACUGAAGCAGCUAAAUAGAAAUAAGCCAUUUUUAUUCGUAUCAUUUACACCUCUGCUUUUUCAUAUUUGAAAAUAUCUCAUGUGGAAAAAGCCUUAUUAUAUAAAAAAAUAUAUACAUUCUAAAGUGUUUUGGAUUUCAAGCUUCAACAGAUGUUGGUCCACUUAGCUUUAAAAACUCAACAUUUACUCACACUAGUAGGAUAAUAGAGAAAUGAUACCAUUGAAUCAUGUCCUGAACCUAAUUCUGUUCAUGGACUUCAGCUGUAUUUAAAACCUUCUCCAUGAAUUCUUUGAAAGUAUAAAGUGCUUUUAUUGUCCAACAUCAACAUAUUCUAAAUUUCAACAGAGCAAAUAUGCAACAAUUAUUGUCAGGGCCUGAGGACUUCGAUCAUUCGAAUUGAAAUCCAGACGAGAGUCACAGGUUCAUUGAAUUGUUGGCAUAUUUCUAUUCUGUGCCGUCUUUGUUUGAAAUUUCUAUAGCGACAUCUGAGUGUUUCCCCUGAACAAUGACGCCAUGUUAACUUGUCUGUGAUUGAGCUGAUCAUGUUGAGGAGAUGCAGCAGGAACAGGAGCUCAGCUUGUUUCCACUGACAGCUGAAAACUAAACGUUGAUGCUCGGCAGCUUUCUGUCUUCUUGAGAAAAGAGAGAGAGAAUGUGUUCAAGAGUGACGCCAUCGGCCGGAAUUAGAGUCCAAGCGGAGUUGUGACAUAAGAAGGAACGGUGUCGACCAAACGUGGUUCAUGAAUUUAAUUACUGUGCCUAUAUACGCUACUUUCAACCUGGGAAGUGAAACACAGAUUUAAUGUGAAAGAGUAAUGUGUUUGAAUUGAAGUGCUAUGUACUGUUUUUGUAGUUUUUUUUUAAUUUAUUUUGUUUUGUUUUUUUUAACUCACAAUGUACAGAAUUGAAAAUCGCCCGCUGAAAAACACUCAUGAACUGGAUGUCGCCAUUUGGGUAGCUUUUUCUUUAGAGUGUGCGUUUCUAGGGCGUUUUAUAUGGAAAAAUAUUUUUAGUCUCGCUGUACUUUUAUUAAAACUGCUGUAAUUUUGUACGGCAAACGUGUUUGUCAGCAUGAAACGUGUUUUAUUCAGCUGUUAUUCGAGCACACAUUGUGACUCUGAGUAUGUACAUGGGUCUACUUGUACAAGGGCUAGUUUCUUAACAUUUUGAACAAAUAAUUGUCGGUGAUGCUCUGAGGGUAGAGAUCCCUCCCUCUGAUACACCAGGAUGGGCUUUUGUAUAAAUAAU
Messenger RNA from Pleuronectes platessa (European plaice), 4346 nucleotides. RefSeq names its product macoilin. Gene Ontology annotation, cellular component: rough endoplasmic reticulum membrane. The transcript is spliced from 11 exons. The record is from RefSeq and is a predicted model, not a curated record. Lineage: Eukaryota; Metazoa; Chordata; Actinopteri; Pleuronectiformes; Pleuronectidae. Gene Ontology annotation, biological process: neuronal signal transduction. Bases 292 to 2226 code for a protein of 644 amino acids.